Kwoniella shivajii is the source of this 1107-nucleotide messenger RNA. RefSeq names its product 18S rRNA biogenesis protein RCL1. Gene Ontology annotation, molecular function: RNA endonuclease activity. Gene Ontology annotation, biological process: endonucleolytic cleavage of tricistronic rRNA transcript (SSU-rRNA, 5.8S rRNA, LSU-rRNA); ribosome biogenesis. The transcript is spliced from 6 exons. Gene Ontology annotation, cellular component: nucleolus. The record is from RefSeq and is a predicted model, not a curated record. The coding region runs from base 1 to 1107 and encodes 368 amino acids. NCBI's taxonomy places the organism in Eukaryota, Fungi, Basidiomycota, Tremellomycetes, Tremellales, Cryptococcaceae.
AUGACAACGCAAGCGGGACCUUCGAGGGAUAUACUCCGAUUCUCAACACAUAGACACCUCCGUCAACGUAUCUUACUUUCAAUCUUAUCUGGUAAAUCAAUCAGGAUAGAUGGGAUCAGAUCUGAUGAUGUUCAAGUUGGCUUAAGAGAUUAUGAGAUUAACCUAUUGAGGUUGGCGGAGAAGAUAACGAAUGGCAGCACGAUCGAAAUUUCAGUUACUGGUACUUCAUUCCUGUUUCAUCCGGGUUUGUUGCCAGGUGGAAGUUACACCCAUACUUGUCAUAUAGGAAGAUCAUUAGGGUAUUAUUUAGAGCUGUUAAUUCCUUUAGCGCCAUUUUGUAAAAAACCUUUUGAUAUAAAUCUAUACGGUGUGACAGGUGAAGAAGGCAGGGAUAUGACUGUCGACAUGAUUAGGACAGUGACAUUACCACACCUCCAUCUAUUCGGUGUCACAGAUGGACUGGAAUUACAAAUCAAGAAGAGAGGUUCAGCUCCCCUGGGUGGCGGUCAAGUGAUAUUUAAAUGCCCAGUAGUAAGGACUCUGAAAACCAUUCAAUUUUUGGAAAAAGGUAAAAUCAAGAAAAUAAGAGGUGUGGCUUACUCAACAAGAGUCUCACCUCAGUUCGCAAAUAGGAUGGUGGAAUCUGCAAGAUCAAUAUUGAAUAGAUAUAUACCUGAUAUCUAUCUGAUAACUGAUGUCUACAAAGGCGAUGAUUCGGGAAAAUCACCAGGAUACGGACUUACUUUAGUUUCUCAAUCCACCACAUCAACUUUACAUUCUUCAGAAACGUUAUCUGUAGCUGGACAGACGCAAACCCCAGAAGAGAUAGCAUUGCACGCUGCCAGAUUAUUAUUAGAAGAAAUAAGUAAAGGUGGUUGUGUGGAUUCGAAACAUCAAUGGUUGGUAGCUCUAUUGAUGGCUUUAGGUAAAGAAGACGUCGGAAAAGUCAGAAUGGGUAAUUUGACUCCUCAUACAGUACAGUUCUUCAGAGAUAUGUUGAUGUUUUUUGGAACCAAAUACAAAUUAGUAGAAAACUCAACUACCGGUGAAGUUGACGUUAGUUGUAUCGGUAUCGGUUAUAGCAACGUCAAUAAAUCGAUGGCAUAG